AUGCCAGUCACCUACAAGUCUGAACAGACCAUCCGUCGCCCGUACUUUCCAGGCCACCGAUCCUCCUACCUCGAACUUAUCCCCGAAGAAGAGCUGGAGGCGUUUGCCCGCCUCGAAGACAUCGACGCCCCGCACCCUGCGAAGCCCACCAAGAACACCGGCGAUAUGACCGCCGAGCUCGACCAGAUGGCCGCGGCCAAGGAGGAAGACCUCAAGCCACCCAACGAUCAGAACAGAGGACAUGCGCGUACACCUAGUGACACACCCAUGCCUAUCGUAGAGGACUAUCUUACAGCAGGCGGAGGUUCAGUGAGCGGACUUAGUACGCCCGGCACGCCCGGUCUCACGCGCACAAGCUCUCAAGAUGGCUAUAGCAAUUACGACGGCUACGGCAGUGGAGACUUUCCUCCAGUCGAUCGGCUUACCAUGUUCGACAUACUGGAGAACCUCGCGCUGCCCCAGCGCCUGGAGAAGAUGCAAGAUGCGAUCCACAACAACGCAGAGAAGCUUCGGCGGCAGCGACAGAAGCUCGCUACGAGGGCGUUGUCUAGUAAGAACGUGCUUGUAGAGCAGUGGAGAAAGCAGGUCAGCACUGGUCCGGAGGAGCGUCUGGACAAGUACCGAAGUCGCGUGAAGAGAUCUGUGGAUCGUAUGAAUAAGAGAUGGAACGAUGCGAAGACGGUCACGCUGAUGGAGAAGGUGUCGUUUGUGACUGCAUGCCUCAACAUCUUCAUCUCCGCAUAUCUGAUAGGAGCAUUCCCAGAGUACUUCCACUAUUGGUAUACGAUUCAGCUGAUCUACUUCAUGCCGCUCCGCUGGUACAAGUACCACAAGAUAGGAUAUCACUACUUCCUGGCGGAUCUCUGCUAUUUCGUCAACAUGCUUCUGAUGCUAUCGAUCUGGUUCUUCCCACAAUCGAAACGACUGUUGAUCAGCACCUAUUGCUUAGCGUUUGGAAACAACGCUGUGGCUAUUGCUAUGUGGAGGAAUAGUCUUGUCUUCCACAGUUUGGACAAAACCACAACCCUCUUCAUCCACAUCAUGCCCUGCGCCACUCUCCACGUCCUAGUCCACCUCAUCCCCAAACAAAUGCAACUUGACAAAUUCCCCGCCAUCCACACAAUCAAAUACUCCACCCCCGAAGCACCCGAACACUACGGCCUCAAAGACAUGAUCAUCUGGGCCACCCUCCCCUACGCAAUCUGGCAACUCUCCUACCACUUCCUCAUCACGAUCCGCAAACGCGCCAAAAUCGCCGCCGGCCGACCCACAUCCUUCACCUGGCUCCGCCGCUCCUACCGCGGCAACUUCCUCGGGAAAUUCGUCCUCUCCUUCCCCGACAGCAUGCAAGAGGCCGUUUUCAUGUGUAUUCAAUACUGCUACGCCCUCCUCACGAUGCUCCCGUGUCCGAUAUGGUUUUGGUACCCAUGGGCUAGUGCGAGCUUCAUGCUGUUUGUUUUCAGCUACGCGAGUUGGAAUGGGGCGACGUAUUAUAUUGACGUUUUUGGGAAGAGGAUGGAGAAGGAGCUUAACCAGCUUCGCAAUGAGGUUGCCAGAUUAUCCAAAUCUCCAGACAUCAACGGCCAAGAUCUCGCAAGUCCCAUGACGAGUCCUGCUGGUCCGGUAGGAUCCGAGGGCGCUGGGGUUGGCCUAUCCUCAGCUCUUGACCUUGGACCUCCAGCGGAACAGCAGUCACCGAACAUCCAGGGAAUAGACUUACAUAAGAGGGGCAAAUCAACAGAUCAGACCCCUCUCCUUGAUGGGUCCGUCAAGUCCGCUGAUCUGGACAAUGACCCCAUGGGGCAGACACCCAUGGUAGAAGAGCAACGAACUCUCGAUGGAGGGGUCGCGCCAGCGGAGGAUAUGGAAGGCGCGAGGACGGAUGGGCAUAAGAAGAAUGCGUGA
Messenger RNA from Fulvia fulva, 1905 nucleotides. Its product is annotated as Glycerophosphocholine acyltransferase 1. Gene Ontology annotation, biological process: phosphatidylcholine biosynthetic process. Lineage: Eukaryota; Fungi; Ascomycota; Dothideomycetes; Mycosphaerellales; Mycosphaerellaceae. The coding region runs from base 1 to 1905 and encodes 634 amino acids. The record is from RefSeq and is a predicted model, not a curated record. The transcript has 3 exons.